CAUGGUCUCCGCAUCUCCUGCCCAGAUAGCCCCAGACAGCAGAGUUUGUGGUUGCAGGAGGCCGUUGUGUUUGAGGACGUGGCUGUGUACUUCACGAGAAUAGAGUGGAGUUGCCUGGCCCCCGACCAGCGGGCACUGUACAGGGACGUGAUGCUGGAGAACUACGGGCACGUGGCCUCACUGGGCUUUCUCGUUGCCAAACCAGCGCUGAUCUCCCUCUUGGAACAAGGGGAGGAACCAGGGGCUUUGAUUCUGCAGGUGGCUGAGGAGCAAGGGACUGUGGCCAACCUGUGCCCAGAUUCUAGGAUGGAGGCUGGGGUCAAGGAGUCUUCUCCGGGGAGAGUGUCCUCUAAGCAGUUAGGACUGUUGGGCACAGUUUGGGGGCGCCUCCCCGAGGAGAGGAAUGGCCGUCCUAAAGAUGGGUCAGAUAAACGACAGCUCGACCCCCAGGCAGGCGGCCUUGGUGGGGAACUUAGCACAUCCCCGGGGACCCUGGAGGAAAAACAGCCAGGCUUGGGCCCUGCAGAGGCUGCUGGGGAGAGAGUGUACAGGUGUGCUUGCGGCAAGGCGUUCAAGUACAACUCGCUGCUGCUCAGGCACCAGGUCAUCCACACGGGGGCCAAGCCCUACCAGUGCACCGAGUGUGGCAAGGCCUUCAAGCAGAGCUCCAUCCUCCUGAGACACCAGCUCAUCCACACUGAGGAGAAGCCCUACCAGUGCAGCGAGUGCGGGAAGGCCUUCCGGCAGAGCACUCAGCUGACCGCACACCACAGGGUCCACACGCGGGAGAAGCCCUACGAGUGCGGCGAGUGCGGGAAGGCCUUUGGCCGCAGCUCCCGGCUCCGGCAGCACCAGAAGUUCCACACGGGAGAAAAGCCGUACGAGUGCGGCGAGUGCGGGAAGGCCUUCUGCCGCAGGUUCACCCUCAACGAGCACGGCCGCAUCCACAGCGGGGAGCGGCCGUACACGUGCCUGCAGUGCGGGCAGCGCUUCAUCCGCGGGUCGUCGCUCCUCAAACACCACCGGCUGCACGCCGGGGACGGCCCCCGAGACGACGGCGGCCGCCAGAACCCCCAGCCCGGCGCCGCACAGAAGACCGCCUCGGGCGACAGGCCGCUCGAGUGCCCCGUGUGCCAGAAGCCCUUCAAGCACAACUCCUUGCUCCUCCUGCACCAGAGGCUGCACACGGGCGAGAAGCCAUUCGAGUGCAGGGAAUGCGGCAAAGCCUUCAGCCGGAAGUCCAACCUCACUCUGCACCAGAAGACCCACACCAAGCAGAAGCCCUUUGCCUGCACGGAGUGUGGCAAGGCUUUCCGCAGGAGCUACACGCUGAAUGAGCACUACCGGCUCCACAGCGCCGAGAGGCCCUACCGGUGCCGGGCCUGUGGCGGGGCCUGCAGCCGGCCGUCAGCCCCCAUCCAACACCAGAAAGCCCACGGGCCCGCGUGUUCCCGGGAGGGUGGGGAGGACAGACGGGUGCCCCACUGGGCUCCCCGUUGAGUUGAUGAAAGGCGGAGAACUCAUCCAGGAGGGGGCCCCAAGGCAGAAGGCUGUCGGUCCUCCCCGCUUGGCUGUGAGAAGGGUCAGGGCCAGGGCUGUGGUCGAGCAGCCCGAGGGAAGGGCAGUGAGGAAGGCUGAGCCAGAGCGGGUCCCCCCACAACGGCUGAGCCCAGAUGCCCGCGGGAGAGCGGCGUUUCUCAACCGUCCAAGUCUGCGCCUGGAGGCACACGCGGGCUCCAACUCGAGUGGGGGUUGGGGGUGGGUUUCGUUUUCUCUUUCCACUCCUCGGGUUUCCAAAUAUUGACUUGUGAUGGGGGGAGGGGAGCGGAAUCUGUUGGCUUUUUUUUUUUUUUUGGAUGUUCAUUUGUUACUAGAAUUGACCAAGAUCAGACUGUUGGCAGGGGACCCAGCCACCUAGUGGGGCAGAGGACUAGAAUCCACACAGCACCUGCCACGGAGAUGUUGGGAACUCUCAGGUAGACCCAGGGUUUGUUGACAAGCCACGGCAAAGCUGGAGGGGUAGUGGUGGCUGAAGCAGGACUCGGGAGUGGGGUCUGCAGGCUCCCAGGCAGUGCCUUGGGAGCCCCAGCCAGGCUAAGUGUGAUCCCUCAGCAGGCCUGUCGGCAGAAGGUAUUCACUGGGGAGAAGCUUCCCUGGGUGGCCGCUGGUGAGAGGGGCCAUCUCUUAGUGACCCUUCUUCUUCAUCAGCCCCCCGACCCCAGGAGCCCCGAGAACACUGAGGGGCUUCUACAGCAUCUUACAAAAGGUGUGCCAGAAAGGAACCCACCAGCCCCAAGCAGAACUACCAGUGAAUGUGUAUUUUUUAAUCAUUUUUCCCCCAAAUAUAAAUUUAUUUUAGGACAUUUGGGAAAUGCAAGAACUUAGAAAUGUAAAAAACUGCCCUUUGGUCUCACUCUUCAGGGAUCACUACAGCGAUGUUUGGUGUGUUUUCUUAGCCUCUUUUUAAAAAUUUUAAUGCUUAUUUAUUUAUUUUGAGACAGAGAGAACAUGAGUUGGGGAGGCACAGAGAGAGGGGAGAGAGAAUCCCAAGCAGUUUCUGCGCUCUCAGCAGAGCUCGAUCUCAUGAAUCACAAGACAUGACCAAAACCGAGAUCAAGAGUUGGACAGUUAACUGACUGAGCCACCCAGGCACCCCCUUAGCCUCUUAAAAAAAAUUUUUUUUAAUGUUUAUUUAUUGUCGGGAGACACAGGGAGACACAGAAUCUAACCCAGGCUGCAGGCUCUUGCUGUCAGCACAGAACCCCGACGUGGGGCUCGAACCCACGAGACUAUGACCUGAACCAAAGUCGGAUGCUUAACCAAGUGAGUCACGCAGGUGCCUCCCCACCCACUGACUCUAAUGCACAUGUAUGGUAUUUGUUUUACAAAUCGGGGUUUACUUUGCUUAGAACCGUGUCCCUGCUGACUGGUUUAGGUAGCAGCUUCCUUACUGUCACACAUCUGUCCUUUCCUCACACCUUCACUGUAUUUGUUGGCCCCGUAGCAGACCUGUGCACAUUUGCUUGUGGCUGAGGUGGACUUUCCCCAUCAGGGUUACAGAUGUGGAGGGACUGUUUUUAACCAUUUGAUUAAUCAUGAAAAAUGCCAGUCUUGUUUUCAUUUAUAUUUCUUGGCCUUUUCGUGAGUAAAUUCCCUGUAAGCUCUUGUACCUAUUUUUAUUAGGUUUUUAAGCCUCUGUGUUGAGCUCCAAUCCCUUUCCCUUAAUACCUGUUUCUUCAACUGUGAUACAAACCACAGGUCUUUUGGUGGUGGGUGAGCAUGGGAGAGAUGGGACAGAAACUGCGUCAUACACUUGAGGAAGUGAUAUAUUACAAAUAUUUUUUCCCAGUUCCUUAUUUGCUAUUAAUUAUGAGGUUUUUAAUAAGAAAAUACAUGUUCCCUAUGGGCAAAACUGUCUUGUUGUGAUUAGGAAGGCCUUGUCCACCCCAGGAUUUUAUAAAACACUUUCUUUACUUUGGUUAAGUUACAGAAAUACUACAUAUUUGCAGUAAAACAAUAACGAAAUCUCAAUACAAAAAUAGGAAAUAUUUCCCUCUUCCCUUGUCCCACAUUCCCACCUUACUCCCCAGACAUACACCUGUUAAGUCUGGGUAGUUCAUUCCAGACUUUUUUCUCUACAUUUCAAAUAUUCAGCGUAUGUGUGCCUGUGUUUUUACAAACAGGAUUACUCUAGUGUUUGAAAGGACUUUAAGUGUGUCAAGUCACCGGGCUAAACUGCCCCCAGAAUUCCUUUUCAGCUGAAUUCCUGAGUGGCAGGCUAUGCAGGAGGAAGGAAAUGGCGGUCAUUUGUAGCUCACACACCUACCUAAUACUUAGACACUAACCCAAAGGCUGUUGUGAUUUUGCAGAUGUGAUUAAAGCACCUAAUCAACUGAUUUUAAGUAUCCUGGUAGGUCUGGAGUAAUCAGUUAGAAGGCCUUUAAAAGCUUAGGUUGGGGCGCCUGGGUGGCUCAGCUAGUUGAGCGUCCAACUCUUGAUUUCAACUCAGGUCAUGAUCUUGGUUUGUGGGAUUGAGCCCUGAGUCAGGCUCCAAGCUGCCCUUGCCCACCUCUCUCUCUCUCUCUCAUUCCUCUCAAAAUAAAUAAAUUAGCUAACUAAAUAAGCAAGCAAACAAGCUUAGGUUUCCCCAUGCCUCCAGCCUGUGGAAAAGCAUCAGCUGGUGAUCUUGUCAGCAAAUCCUCGAAGUAUUUGCAAAAUGUGGUUUUCUCACUAAGUAAACUAAGAAUAUACUUGAAGAGGUGCCCUUUUUCAAAGCACAAAGCCAGUUUUCAGCCCUGACUUUUUUCCAAAAUUUUAAAAAAACUGUGGUAAAAUAUACACAGUGUUUGCCAUCUUAACCAUUUUUAAGUAUACAGUUUGGUGGUAUUAAGUGUAUUCAUACGGUGGACCCAUCACAACCAUCCAUCUUGAGAACCCUUUUCAUUUUGUAAAACUGAAACCAUCCCCAUUAAACAAGUCCCCAUUCCCUUCUCCCAGAUCCUGGUAACUGCCAUUCUACUUCAUGUCCCUAUGAUUUCUGACUACUCUAGGAACCUCAUCUUAGUGGAGUAAAAUAGUAUUUGUCCUUUUGUGCCUGCUGAUUUCACAGAGUAUAAUGUCCUCUGAAUUUAUCAAUGUUGUAGCAUGUGAUACAAUGUCUUUCCUUUUAAAAGGUUGAGUAAUAUUUACUAUUGUAUGGUUGGACAUUUUCCUUAUCCACUCAUCUGUCAUGGAGACUUGCAUUGCUUCCACCUUUUGGCGACUGUAACUAAGAUUGCUGUGAACAUGGGUGUACAAACAUCUCUUCCAGACCCUGCUUUCAAUUCCUUUGUGUAUUCACCCAGAAGUGAAUUGCUAGGUCAUAAAGUAAUGGUGUUUAAUUUUUU
Molecule: messenger RNA, 4886 nt
Organism: Panthera uncia (snow leopard)
Lineage: Eukaryota; Metazoa; Chordata; Mammalia; Carnivora; Felidae
Gene: ZNF517
Product: zinc finger protein 517
Exons: 3
Biological process (GO): regulation of transcription by RNA polymerase II
Cellular component (GO): nucleus
Molecular function (GO): RNA polymerase II transcription regulatory region sequence-specific DNA binding; DNA-binding transcription factor activity, RNA polymerase II-specific
Source: RefSeq, a predicted model, not a curated record